CUGUGGAGAGGGGAGUGCGGUUACCUUCUCUUUCCGAUUGGAUUACCUAUCCUCCUGUUUGCUGGAAUUAUGGAAAUGCGGCAACAAAAGAAACUGACUCGAAUGAAAGUUUGAAGGAAGGCUUUUGCAUUUAUAGUGAGUCAAGGUGAAUAAUAUCAACGAGAAAUGCUCGGCAUUAAGUGGGAUUUGCUGUUUGUUAUCACCGGGUGUUUAAAACUUGCCUCUUUGUCGGAUUGCUACAGCGUGCACCUCAGUGCGGAUGCGGAACCGGGAACUGUUAUAGCAAACCUGGGGCAGAGCGGUACCUGUACCCUGGACCAGGUAAUCGCCCCCAAAUUCACAAAGACAUUUGUUGAGACGGAUGCUGCAUCUGGGGUUGUGUUCAUUUCGGGCAUAUUCGAUUGCGCUGCCCUUUCGUCUAACCCCUUCACGGUGUACAUCGCCGCGGACUGCAAAACAAAUGUGUCCGGCUUCAGACACCUUCUCACUAGCCGGUACGAUGUGCAUGUGCAUGGCAGGAACUGUUUCAGUAAGCACAAGAGGAAAACGAAAUUGGACGUUGAUGUAAUCAGUUUGCUACAAGUUCACAGUCACCAGCUUGCUUGUUACAAUGCUGAUGCUCCGCUUUUCCAUGUGGCGGAUAUAUUGCCAGGCUCACCGGCUGGCAGCGAAUUGCACUGCAGCGUGACCGGAGAUUCACUAUUCUACUUUUCGGCGGGAGGAUUAUUUGUUUCCGAGUGGCUCUGUUUGAAGCACAGCGUGUUGUUGGAACUGGAUCUCCAUUGUAACAGGUGUGUAAACAAGGGGCAAUGUCCGGGUGCUGGGGAACAGAGGGAUUCGGUGGCGAACGGCAUCUCAAUGCAUUUGCGUAUAGGCGUGGGCUCCUUCAAGCAGGAAUACUUGGAGGGGCUGCUGCAGGUAGCUGCACAGUCAGAAGUAGGGAUUGUAAGCAGGAGCAAGAGAAACGUCAACACCAGCCCCCAGUUCCAGCCUCCGAUGUACCAGGUGGCUGUGCCAGAGAACAAGCCAGCGGGGACCCCGGUUGUCCUACUGAAAGCAGUGGAUGCUGAUGAAGGUGAGGCUGGCAGGCUGGAGUAUGUUAUAGAGGCUCUGUUUGACAGUCGCUCAAAUAGUUUGUUUGCGGUGGACUCUGCCAGUGGUGCGGUCAAUACUGUGGAGGUACUGGACCGUGAAACUAAGGACACCCACGUGUUCCGGGUAACCGCUGUGGACCACGGCACACCCCGCCGAACCGCAAUGGCCACCCUCACCAUUACUGUGAGUGACACCAACGAUCAUGACCCAGUUUUUGAACAGCAGGACUACAAGGAGAGUGUGCGGGAGAACCUAGAGAUUGGGUACGAAGUGCUCACUGUUAGAGCCACGGAUGGAGAUUCCCCGAUGAAUGGCAAUAUCAUCUACCGCAUACUCAACAGCAAUGGCUCCAACGACGUGUUUGAAAUUGACUCUAGGUCCGGGGUAAUCCGCACCAAGGGCUCAGUUGACCGCGAGGUGGUUGAGGCCUACAUGCUUCUUGUGGAGGCGAAUGACCAAGGCCGGGACCCAGGCCCACGCAGUUCCACAGCGACCGUCUAUAUUUCAGUGGAGGACGACAAUGACAACGUCCCUCAGUUUAGUGAGAAGCGGUACAUUGUGCAGGUGCGCGAGGACCUUCCACCCAACUCUGAGAUCCUCAAGGUUAACGCCACUGACCAGGAUCGUGGCAGCAAUGCCGUGGUGCACUUCAGCAUCAUGAGCGGUAACACCAGGGGUCAGUUUUACAUUGAUGCCCAGAAUGGUCAGAUGGACCUGGUCAGUCAUUUGGACUACGAGAUCAACAAAGAGUACACGUUGCGGAUCAGGGCACAGGACGGGGGGCGGCCGCCCCUCUCCAACAUCAGUGGCCUCGUGACGGUGCAGGUUCUAGACGUUAAUGACAACGCCCCCAUUUUCGUCAGCACACCCUUCCAGGCGACCGUGCUGGAGAACGUGCCGGUGGGUUACUCCAUCAUCCACAUCCAGGCCAUCGACGCCGACUCGGGCGACAACUCGCGACUGGAGUAUCGGCUCAUCGAGACCACGCCCAACUUCCCCUUCGCUAUCAACAACAGCACCGGGUGGAUUAUGGUGGCGGAAGAGCUAGACCGGGAGACCGUUGACUUUUACAACUUCGGGGUUGAGGCUCGUGACCAAGGUUACCCUCAGAUGUCCUCAUCUGCUAGUGUCAGCAUUACCAUUCUGGACGUGAAUGACAACAAUCCGCAGUUCACUCAGAAGUCCUACCACACGCGCCUGAACGAGGACGCAACUGUAGGCACCAGUGUGAUGACUGUGUCAGCAGUGGACCGGGACAUUAACAGUGUGGUCACGUACCAGAUCUCCAGUGGGAACACGAGGAACCGCUUCUCCAUCACCAGCCAGAGCGGUGGUGGUCUGAUCACCCUGGCUCUUCCGCUGGACUACAAGCUGGAGCGCCAGUAUGUGCUUAGCAUCACUGCAUCCGACGGCACACGGUUUGACACGGCCAAGGUGUUCGUCAACGUUACCGACACCAACACCCACCGCCCAGUCUUCCAGAGCUCUCACUACACGGUUAACAUCAACGAGGACCGCCCCGUGGGAACCACGGUCGUGGUCAUCAGUGCCACUGAUGAGGACACUGGGGAGAACGCUCGUAUCUCCUAUUUCAUGGAGGACAGCAUCCCCCAGUUCAGCAUUGACCUGGACACUGGGGCAGUCACCACCAAGAUGGAGCUUGACUACGAGGACCAGGUCUCCUACACACUGGCCAUCACGGCUAGGGACAAUGGCAUCCCUCAAAAGUCUGACACCACAUAUCUGGAGAUUUUGGUGAAUGACGUCAAUGACAACUCCCCACAGUUCCUGCGUGACCAGUACACGGGUUCUGUAAUGGAGGAUGUUCCGGUCUUCACCAGUGUGGUGCAGGUCUCUGCCACCGACCGUGACUCCGGCCUCAACGGACGUGUCUUCUACACCUUCCAGGGGGGAGAGGACGGCGACGGUGACUUCAUCAUCGAGUCCACCUCAGGGAUUGUGCGUUCUCUGCGUCGCUUGGACCGCGAAAACGUGCCGCUGUACAACCUUCGGGCUUUCGCCGUGGACAAAGGUGUCCCUCCAAUGAAGACAUCAGUGGACAUCCAAGUGGCAGUAAUGGAUGUCAACGAUAACCCUCCGGUGUUUGAGAAAGACGAGUUUGAUAUCUUUGUGGAGGAGAACAGCCCCAUUGGCCUCGUGGUGGCUCAUGUCACUGCCUCUGACCCGGACGAAGGGAGCAACGCACAGAUCAUGUACCAGAUUGUGGAAGGGAAUAUCCCGGAAGUCUUCCAGUUAGACAUUUUCUCCGGAGAGCUGACAGCCCUGAUUGACCUGGACUAUGAAACGCGAUCAGAGUACGUCAUCGUCGUGCAGGCCACCUCGGCCCCUUUAGUCAGCCGAGCCACUGUACACAUAAGACUGAUUGACAAGAAUGACAACCUCCCUGUGCUCAAGAACUUCCAAAUCAUCUUCAAUAACUAUGUUACCAACAAGUCCAAUAGCUUCCCCAUGGGAGUGAUUGGGCGUAUUCCUGCCCAUGACCCAGACGUGUCCGAUAAGCUGCACUACAGCUUUGAGGCCGGAAAUGAACUGGAUCUGGUUAUUCUGAACCAGAGUACCGGGGAGAUCCGGCUGAGCAAAGCCCUGGACAACAAUCGGCCGUUGGAAGCCACCAUGAGGAUCUCUGUGUCAGAUGGGAUCCAUACGGUGGCAGCGCAGUGCCUCCUGCAGGUGACCAUCAUCACGGACGAGAUGCUGUCCAACAGCAUCACCCUGCGGCUGGCCAACACCUCCCAGGAGCGCUUCCUCUCCCUGCUGCUGGCCCAGUUCCUGGAGGGCGUGGCCCGCGUGCUGUCGGCGGCACGGCAGGACAUCGUCGUCUUCAACAUCCAGGACGACACGGACGUGAGCGCCGGCAUCCUGAACGUCAGCCUGUCGGUGGCGGGCGGGCGGCGGGGCCGCUUCUUCGGCUCCGAGGAGCUGCAGGAGCGCCUCUACCUCAACCGCAGCCUGCUGGCGCGCAUCUCGUCCCAGCGCGUGCUGCCCUUCGACGACAACAUCUGCCUGCGCGAGCCCUGCGAGAACUACAUGAAGUGCGUCUCCGUGCUCAAGUUCGACAGCCUGGCGCCCUUCAUCGCCUCCGACACCAUCCUCUUCCGCCCCAUCCACCCCAUCAACGGCCUGCGCUGCCGCUGCCCGCCCGGCUUCACCGGGGACUUCUGCGAGACGGAGAUCGACCUGUGCUACUCCAAGCCCUGCGGCCUGCACGGCGUGUGCCGCAGCCGCGAGGGGGGGUACACCUGCCAGUGCUUCCAGGACUACACCGGGGAGCGGUGUGAGCUGUCGUCCCGCUCUGGCCGCUGCGUCCCGGGGGUGUGCAGAAACGGGGGCACGUGUGUGAACCUGCUGGUGGGGGGGUUCAGGUGCGAGUGCCCGCCGGGGGCCUAUGAGAAGCCGUACUGCCUGAUGACCACGCGCGGCUUCCCCCCCCAGUCCUUCCUCACCUUCAGAGGGCUCCGCCAGCGCUUCCACUUCACCCUCUCUCUCACCUUCGCCACCAUGGAACCCAACGGGCUGCUGCUUUAUAAUGGCCGCUUUAACGAGAAGCACGACUUCAUCGCCAUGGAGAUUAUUAACGAGCAGAUACAGCUCACCUUCUCUGCAGGAGAGACGAAAACACUGGUGUCUCCUUUCGUCCUGGGCGGUGUCAGUGACGGGCAGUGGCACGUGGUCCAGGUGCACUACUACAACAAGCCCGUCCUCAGUCAGGCAGGACUACCCCAGGGUCCCUCUGACCAGAAGGUUGUCGUGGUGACCGUGGACGACUGUGACACAUCUGUGGCGCUGAAAUUCGGUCACACAAUCGGGAACUAUUCCUGCUCUGCUCAGGGCAGCCAAUCAGGAUCCAAGAAGUCUCUUGACCUGACCGGCCCUCUGCUCCUGGGGGGAGUCCCUAAACUCCCGGAGGACUUUCCUGUCCAGACGCGCCAGUUUGUAGGCUGCAUGAAGAACCUGCAGAUCGACAACCGCUACAUAGACAUGGCCAGCCACAUCGCCAACAACGGCACUGUGCCAGGGUGUUCGUCGAAAAGGAACUUCUGCAGCGCUAACCCCUGUAUGAAUGGGGGCACCUGUGUGAACCGCUGGGGCUCCUUCAGCUGUGACUGCCCUCUUGGGUUCGGAGGCCAGAACUGCGAGAAGGCCAUGUCCAGUCCCCAGCGUUUCCAGGGCAACAGCCUGGUACAGUGGAACAACCCGGCGGCCGUUGUCACGGUGCCCUGGCACGUGGAGAUGAUGUUCCGCACGCGGCAGCCCACCUCAGUGCUGCUCCGAGUUACAGCCGGACAGCAGCACAGCAUCACGCUGCAGCUCCGGAACGGCAGCGUGCUGAUGUCACUGCAGCGGGCGGAGGACUCCACGGUCUCGCGGCUGGAGGCGGUGAAGGCGGACGAUGGCGACUGGCACCACCUGCAGCUGCAGUUGCGCGGGGGCUGGGCGGGCGUGACGACCAGGCACCAGGUCAUCCUGUCACUCGACUACGGCCUGCACAUGGCCAGUGUGGAGGUGGACAGUAAGCUGAAGGGACUGAAGCUCCGCACCGUCAGUGUUGGGGGGGUUUCUGGACGGGACGGGAAAGUGCUGCAAGGGUUCCGUGGUUGUGUGCAGGGUGUGCACCUGGGCGAGACAGAGUCCAGUGCGGUGUCCCUCAGUCUGUCUCAGGCUAAGAAGCAGAACGUGGAGCGAGGCUGCAGUCUGUCUGACCCGUGUGACUACAGCCCCUGUCCUGCCAACAGCUACUGCAGCAACGACUGGGACAGCUACUCCUGUACCUGCCACCCAGGUUACUAUGGCGAUGUCUGUACGGAUGUGUGUUCUCUCAACCCUUGCGAGCACCAAUCAGUCUGCACAAGGACGCCAAGCUCCUCCCACGGCUACACCUGCGAUUGUCCCAGCAACUAUUUUGGCCAGUACUGCGAGAAAAGGAGUGACCAGCCGUGCCCCAGGGGAUGGUGGGGCCACAAGACCUGCGGCCCCUGCUCAUGCCAGACGGACAAGGGCUUCGACGCCGACUGCAACAAGACCUCCGGGGAGUGUCGCUGCAAGGAUAACCAUUACCGGCCCGAGGGGAGCGAGUCGUGUCUGCUGUGCGAUUGUUACCCCGUGGGCUCCUUCUCCCGGGCGUGCGACCUGGAGUCCGGCCAGUGCCAGUGCAAGCCCGGGGUCAUCGGCCGGCAGUGUGACCGCUGCGAUAACCCCUUCGCCGAGGUCUCGCCCGGGGGCUGCGAAGUAAUCUAUGACAGCUGUCCUCAGUCUAAAGAGGCUGGUAUCUGGUGGCCCAGGACUAAAUUCGGCCUUCCAGCCGCAGUGCCCUGCCCCAAGGGAUCCAUCGGCACAGCCAUCAGGCACUGUGACGAACACAAAGGCUGGCUUCCCCCCAGCCUCUUCAACUGCACCUCCAUCUCCUUCACCAAGCUCAAGACCAUUGCUGAGGAACUGGCCCGCAACGUUUCCCGGCUGGACUCCACACGCGUGCUGCAGACGGCGGCCAUGUUGUCCAAUGCCAGCCAGCACACGGCCUCCCUGUAUGGCAGCGAUGUGAAAGUGGCCUACCGACUCACCCAGAGCAUCCUGCAGCAUGAGACCAGCCAGCAUGGCUUUGGCCUGGCCGCCACACAGGAUGUCCACUUUACAGAGAAUCUGCUGCAUGUGGGCAGUGCCAUCCUGGCACCAGAGACGCAGGCACACUGGGAGCUCAUCCAGCAGACGGAGGGGGGAACCGCCCAACUGCUGCAGCAGUACGAGGAGUACGCCAACACCCUGGCUCAGAACAUGAGGAAGACCUACCUCACCCCCUUCACCAUCGUCACCCCCAACAUCGUCAUCUCGGUGGAUCGGCUGGACAAGAUGAACUUCGCCGGGGCCAAACUCCCCCGCUAUCAGGCCCUGAGAGGAGUCCGGCCUGCUGACCUGGAGACGGCCGUCACCCUCCCCGACUCGGUGUUCGAGUCUGCGCGGGAGGGCAAGGGCCCCAGGACCCCCCCGGCCCCUGCUCCCGGCCCCGCCCCCACCCCCGCCGGCCCCUCCGAGGCCCCCGGGAACCUCACGGUGAACAGGAGACGCCGCCAUCCUGACCAGACAGAGCGCGAGGCGGUCGCCAGCGUCAUCAUCUUCCACAGCCUGGCCCCCCUGCUGCCCGAACGCUACGACCCAGACAAGAGGAGCCUGAGGGUGCCCAAGCGUCCAGUCAUCAACACGCCGGUGGUCAGUAUCACGGUCCACGACAACGAGGAGCUGCUCCAGCACGCCCUGGAGAAGCCCAUCACGGUCCAGUUCCGCCUGGUCCACUCCGAGGACCGCUCCAAACCCAUCUGCGUCUUCUGGAACCACUCCAUCCUUGUCGGGGGCAAUGGUGGAUGGUCAGCGAAGGGGUGUGAGGUGGUGUUCCGAAACCACACCCACAUCAGCUGCCAGUGCUAUCACAUGACCAGCUUCGCCGUUCUCAUGGACAUCUCCCGCAGAGAGAAUGGUGAGAUUUUACCGGUCAAGCUGGUGACGUGGAGCACGGUUGGGGUGACCCUAGGCUUCCUCUUCCUCACCACGCUCUUCCUCGUUUGCCUCCGUGCCAUGCACUGCAACAAGACCAGCAUCAUUAACAACGGCUCUGCCGCCCUCUUCCUCUCCGAGCUCAUCUUCAUCCUCGGCAUUAACCAGGCCGACAAUCCGUUCUUGUGUACGGUCAUUGCCAUCCUCCUGCAUUUCUUCUACCUGUGCACGUUUGCCUGGCUCUUCCUGGAGAGCCUCCACGUGUACCGCAUGCUGAGCGAGGUGCGUGAUGUCAACUACGGCCCCAUGCGCUUCUACUACACCAUCGGCUGGGGCGUGCCGGCCUUCAUCACAGGGUUGGCGGUAGGCCUGGACCCAGAGGGUUAUGGGAACCCUGACUUCUGCUGGCUCUCUAUUUACGACACGCUCAUCUGGAGCUUUGCUGGUCCCAUAGCCCUGGUUGUGUCCAUGAACGUGUUCCUGUAUAUAAUAACCUCCAAGGCCUCCUGCUCUCUCCGUCACCAUGGCUUUGAGAAGAAAGAGAGCCCAGUCUCAGGACUAAGGACAGCCUGUGGAGUUCUCCUGCUGAUCACGGUGACAUGUCUGUUGGGUGUGCUGUCGGUGAACAGCGACUCAGUCAUCUUCCACUACAUGUUUGCUGGAUUCAACUGCCUCCAGGGCCCGUUCAUCUUUUUCUUCCGGAUCAUUUUCAACAAGGAGGUGAGGACCGCCAUCCGCUACUGCUGCAGCCGCAAGCGCCCGGACCACAUGAUGGGCUCCAAGCACCUGACCUCGGGUUAUAACUGUAACAGCAUCUACAUGGGCGGGCGCCUGUACCAGCCUCCCUUUGGGGACUCCAGCGCCUCCCUUAACGGCACUCUGCAGUCAGGGAAGAGUCAGCAGAGCUACGUGCCCUUUGUCCUGAGGGAGGACGCGGGUCUGAACAACAGCCAGGCUCACCUCAGCCUGAACGACGGUCUGGGCUCCCUCUUCCACGAAGCAAAGGAGCACGUAGGGGACCAGGACUCGGACUCCGACAGCGACCUGUCCCUCGAAGACGAUCAGAGCGGCUCUUUCGCCUCCUCGCACUCGUCGGACAGUGAGGACGAAGAAGGGCCCUACCCUCCUGAGACAUGCUGGGAGAACCUGGCUGUCCACAUCGCCAAGCACCCACACCUCGCCCACAAAGACAACACCCUGACGAAGUUGUUGUGGCCGGGGGAGUUUGUCACGACGCCGAGUGACAGUGAGGGCCCGAACGGACCAGAGAGGCUGAAGGUGGAAUCGGCGACACCCCCGGACCUCUGCCCGUCCCAGGACUGCCGGGACCUGGUGGAGCAGAGGCUGGAUGGGGCAGGGGAGGGGCACGCCAAGGAGAACACCCUGCUGUUCCUGUCCAGCCUCCCCAACCCCAGCGUGUACCCCCAGAAAGGGAUCCUGAAGAAGAAGCCCCUGUCACCCAUCGCGGAGAGAAACGGCGUCAAACGCAUCCACAACGAGCUCUCCAUGACCGCCGCCGGCCCCGCCUCCUCCCGCUGCUCCUCCUCCAGCGAGGGCUGUGGGGGCGGGGCUAAGACCACCCUGCAGGAACAAGCCAAUGGCGUGACACCGGUCUCCAUAACGCCGGUCUCCAUAACGCCCAUCGCCAUGAGCAUCAAAGCAGGGACCGUGGACGAUGACUCCUCAGGCUCAGAGAGCCGAAAGACGUCCACUUGAGCAGCCAAUCCUGGCCAACAGUGAGGAAUGUCAUUCCAGAUCCCUCUGCCCCCCUGCCACACCCACUUCCUGUCAGGAACAGGAAGUAGCUAGCAGGGCCCUUCGGCGAGGGAGCGCAGAACUUUCCUGGCUCCUCCCUGCUGGAUCUCCCUGUCCCUGCUCCUCUGUGUUUGUUCCUGAAUGACAUCCAACCCUCACUGGCCUUGUGCAUGCAGAUGCGCUGAGAUUGCCAUUUUAUUUUCUUUGUUUUCUGGGUUAUUGUUUUUUGUUUACAUACUUGAAUGGAUGCACUUUUUUCAUGUACUGCGCCCAAAUGGACAUGCAGGGAAGAUGGCUGAAAUUUUGUUUCAUUUUUAAAAAAACUUUUUCACUGAAAAAAAACGAAAAAAACACUGGAACUGGAAUCAGAAAAGCUGCUCAGCUGCCUAAAAAACCUUAACAUUCAGGGAAUACGCUUUCUCUAGCGGUGCAGUUUUCCAUGUUAGAGAACUGGCUGUGUGAUUUAAUGAACCACGGCACACUGAUUUCUGAAAUGAGGCACUGCUCUGCGGGGUCACAGUGGAGGACUGGGCUCCUAAUCGCUCGCUGCCCAAUUAACACCUCUCUCAGGAGCCAAACUGCUCAUUAGCGUCCCUCAUCCUGACCACACGCUGCCAUCUGGCUUGGUUUGCAUGCCUCAACGUUAGUAAUGACAGAAGAAAAGGGACUUCUUGUUAAAUAUAAAAGCCCUAUGUUUUCACUAACAGAUCAAGGAUUUGUCGAGGCAUGGAUCACACUGCGUUGGGAGGAUCGCCCCUCUUUAUCGAUCAGCGUAGGGACACCAUGGGACAACAGACUUCGGCCUUCCUUUACUAAUGGCAGUGGAAGAAGAUGACACUGCAUAGCAAGGAAGACUUUUGUAUAUUUUUUUUGACAUCAAUUGCUGGGAGCUAAUUUUAUAUGAUUAAGAGGCUUCCCUUUUUUGAAAAAUUUUGUCAAAAGGAUUUGUUUUUAUUAUUUAAUCCUGUGAAGAAAACUUUGUAGUUUGUUUAUGUUGUACAGACCUGGGGCUUUGUUUUUUGUAAAAAAAGAAAAGAAAAAAAAUGCUGUAUGACUUUUUAAACAUAUGCUCUGGAAACUCUUGCCUUGAGAAACGUCAGCAAGUGUUAAUUCAUUACUGUAAAGAAAUCUGCUAAUACUACUGUAUGACUACUGGAUAUUUACAGAGCAGCACCGUUAGUGGCUCUGUGCCCCUCCCCAUCUCUACUCUAUAUGCUGUCACUGGCUGAUAUAAACAAGCCUAAUAUUCAGGGCUACUGUACUCAAUGGCAUAGUCAUGGAGAAAUUAAUGUGUUGUAAAAAAUAAUGCUCAAUGUAGACUUUCCUUCUUCCAGUCUCUCAGUGUGGAUAAUUGUCCCCGAUCACUUGUUUCGAAGUGUCAAUUUUCUAAUGAAGAAAGUAUUUUCUUACAUCUCGAUAGGUCAAACGGCUGCAAUAUUGAUCAAGUUCCAGUUGAGCAUCCGCUUGUUCAAAGGUGUGCGA
Messenger RNA from Conger conger (European conger), 10836 nucleotides. RefSeq names its product cadherin, EGF LAG seven-pass G-type receptor 2 (gene celsr2). Gene Ontology annotation, molecular function: G protein-coupled receptor activity; calcium ion binding. Gene Ontology annotation, cellular component: plasma membrane. Gene Ontology annotation, biological process: G protein-coupled receptor signaling pathway; homophilic cell-cell adhesion; cell surface receptor signaling pathway. The record is from RefSeq and is a predicted model, not a curated record. NCBI's taxonomy places the organism in Eukaryota, Metazoa, Chordata, Actinopteri, Anguilliformes, Congridae. The transcript is spliced from 34 exons. The coding region runs from base 166 to 9315 and encodes 3049 amino acids.